AUGGCCGCCGCCGUUGUUAGCCGUGCUAUCCUCGCCGCCCCUGCUGCUGCCCUGUCUAAGGCGCAAACCAAGAGGGCGUUCUUCGGCAACAUCGCUGGCCUGGCACCUGUUGCCCGCCGCGCCACCCCCGUGGUGAAGUCCCUGGCCGUCAAGGCUGAGACUAACUACCAGGUCAUUGAGCCCCUCAAUGGCGAUCCCUUCGUCGGUGGGCUCGAGACCCCCGUGACCUCGGCUCCCCUGGUCGCCUGGUUCCUGUCCAACCUCCCCGGCUACCGCACUGGUGUGAACCCACUCCUCCGCGGUGUCGAGGUCGGCCUUGCCCACGGCUACCUCCUCGUGGGCCCCUUCGUCUGCACUGGUCCUCUCCGCGGCACUGAGGUCGGCCAAGUCGCCGGUACCCUCGGCGCUGCUGCUCUUGUCACCAUCCUGUCCUUGUGCCUGACCGUGUAUGGCAUUGCCUCGUUCAAGGAGGGUGCUCCCUCCACCGGCUCCACUCUGACCCUCAGCGGCCGCACAAAGGAGGCUGACAAGCUCCAGACUGCUGACGGCUGGGCUUCCUUCGCUGGCGGCUUCUUCUUCGGUGGCCUGUCCGGUGUCGCCUGGGCAUACAUCCUGCUCUACGUUCUGGACCUGCCCUACCCCGUCAAGUAA
Molecule: messenger RNA, 651 nt
Organism: Closterium sp. Yama58-4
Lineage: Eukaryota; Viridiplantae; Streptophyta; Zygnematophyceae; Desmidiales; Closteriaceae
Source: the annotation of a GenBank genome assembly